Trichoderma atroviride IMI 206040 is the source of this 6742-nucleotide messenger RNA. Lineage: Eukaryota; Fungi; Ascomycota; Sordariomycetes; Hypocreales; Hypocreaceae. The record is from RefSeq and is a predicted model, not a curated record.
AUGCCUAUUGCAGACGAAGCCCUUGAAAUCACGGACACUCUGUCCAAGUUACAUCUUCAUGGCUUGCCACUCGCAAAAGCCAGCCUAAUCACAGUCGAGGAGGCCUUUGCCUACCACAAGAUUCUGUACGAUUAUCGGGCUAACCCGCAUGAUGAUGAUGAUGAUGAUGAUGAUGAUGAAAAUGAUGGCGAAGAUGGCGGCGAUGGCGAAAGCGACGACGAAGACGAAGAAGACGAAGAUGAAGUUAGUUUCGAUGAGUUUGAUAGUGACAUUGAUUCUUUUGAAGAGAGUUAUGAUGAAGAUGAUGACGACGACGAACUUGAGUUGGAUAGUGACGAAGAAGAAGAAGAUACGGAAGAUGAAGACGGAGCUGAUGGAAAUGAUGAAGAUGAGAAUGCCGAGAUUGGCAUCCAACUCAUCAGGGUUGGAUUCGACAACCCUCUUCUUGUUAGCUCCAUAGAUGAGGACCAAGAUAUUUCCUUCUGUGCAAACUCGGCAGUUCACAGCCAUCUGUGGGCGGCAGAUCCCGAUCUCAAGCUCAAGGGCUACGACAUGGGUUUCCUAUCCCAACUAGCUCACCUGUGUAUCGAAGCAAAACUCCAGUCAUGCCACCACCAGGGAUGCCUCGACAAAAGAAGGGACAUGGAGGUUGUCGCCCCAAAUUGCAACUGGGCGACUUUCAGGGACUGGGUACUGACUUCCAUGUCUUGCCAAGCCAGCAUGAGCGCUGAACAAAAGUUGACUCAAGCGCAUACCCAUAUUGCCAGGGCCGUUGCAGGCUGCUGCAUGAUACUGAAGGAUUGUUCCCGCAACCGGCCGUCCAAACGCUUUCGCCCCUUCCUUGACGGCCAUUGGUCGGACGAGCAUCGAAUUGACCUUGCAGAGGUGUCAAACCUCAUCUACUGGAUGGCCAAGAUCCAGUCCGAAAUCGGCAUUGGACCCAAGAAAUUCGGGCGCUGGAAUCACCGUAUUCUCCCCGCCGAGGUGACCAUGCCUUCAAUCGAGAGCGCAGCUCUAAAGGUUGAGGACAUGGGCAUCUGCAAAAACCGCCUGUGGAACCUGGUCAAUGUCAGCGACCGCAAGCAGAGCGACCUCCCAGACAUCAUUCGGGCUCUUGAGCCCCAUCAGCAAGUCCUCAGGCACAAGGAUCAUGACUUUUGUACGCCAAGCAAGUGCCAAUGGGCACAGAUGGACAGCACAUCGGUUGGGCAGCUGCACAAGUGCGGAAAGUCUCGUGCGCAGGGCACUGAAAAUGAUGUCAAGAAGAAGACGGCGAAGAGGUCAACUUCUCAAACAGAAGCUGAAACAGGGCUCAAUACAAAAGACGAUACAGGUCCUGUCUGUGACCAGAAAGUAUUCCCCAUAGAGUUGCUUGAGACAGCAGUAGAGCUUGGGAAAAGCACUGCCUGGUUGUGUCGAUCUCCUCAGCUCAGCGGGCCCAAGGAUCCUUACAUCGCCAUCUCGCAUGUCUGGUCUGAUGGUACCGGAGUUGGCGUAAAGGAUGGCGGCACCGUCAACUCGUGUUUGUUCAACUUCUUUGCCGACAUCGCCAAAGAACUCGACUGCAGAGCCAUAUGGUGGGACGCCAUUUCCAUCCCGUCCGAGCGAAAGGCUCGCAGCAAAGCCAUCAGCAAGAUGCAUAACAGCUAUUCCAACGCACAGUUCACAGUCGUCCACGACAGCUUUCUCCUUAAUGUCCCGUGGAAGGAUGAUGGCAGUCCAUGUCUGGCCCUUGUUCUAUCGACGUGGUUCACGCGCGGCUGGACCGCCUUGGAGUUGAUCAUGUCUAAAAAGGUCAAGGUCUUAUUCGGAAAUCCUGAGGCCGGUAAACGUCCGGUUGUAAAGGACCUCGACUCAGAAGUGCUGGCCCAGAAUCCAGCGGUUUCGUCGCGAGCACAUUGGUUAGCAACAUCGCUGAUCCAUCGGCUGCGGAGACCCAUUGAAGAUAUCGGCGAUCUUCUCGCUGUUCUAUCUCCACGCAGCACCUCAUGGGCUAGAGACCGCACUAUUAUUGCCGCCUUGCUUGCUGGCGUUCCCAACUGUGACUUUACCGCUGGAGAAAGCAUCAUCACGUCGAAGAUCCUUGAAUACGUGGGCAAAAUUCCCUAUACUUGUCUUCUCCAUGGAAAGCCAACCAUGCGAGACAGCGGGCAGUACUCUUGGUGCGCAGCUACUCUUGAUGAUAUGCCGGUUGAGACAUCGUCGGAUGUCCAGGGCGGAGUCACGUCAAAAUCACAAGCGCUACUAGAUAUUGAUGAAGACGGUGCUAUUGAGGGAAAGUGGUAUUGCCGGGCAAUCUCGGCAAAGGACGUGAAACAAUUGAAGAUAUCACCAUACGGAGAUGAUCUCGCAGCUGUUGUCAAGGUUCAAAUUGCUCUCCGAUAUCCUCACAACUGUCUACUAUUGCGGCCCUCACUCGACUCAGACGACGAUCGCGCCCUAUUAGUGGUACCUAUGAGCAUAGUCACUUCCGGCCCGGUCUUGAAGUGUCGCUACGUCGGCGCCGUUAAUAUGACUAUCAGUGUCGCAAAGGACAUGGAGACAGCUAAAAAUAUGGACAAGAAUACUGCCAGCGAAGACAGGGCCGCUGACAGCGUAAGCAAAGCUGCUGAAAAAGAAGUCGAGGACGACAAUUCAGACUGGUCUCCCUGGACUAUUAGAUUGGGUGGAAAAGAAAAUAGCAAAACCAAGAUGGGAGCCGAGUCUGCUCUCGACAAGAUGGAGGAAUAUACAUACCUACUUGAGGGAGGAGAGGAUGACAAAUCGAUCACAGGAGACGACAACGACAAUGAAGGUGAUGCUUUAGAGGCGUCUUUGGCCAAGGCCAAGUUGCAAAACGAGGUACAGAUGCUGCGAUGGCUCACAGAUGAGAAAGUCCAAGACUAUAUGCCGCUACAAAUGGUACAGUGGGAUGACGAAACGACUGUGAUUGAGAUUAAUGAAAAAAGUCUCAUAAGUGCUGUCAAGUCAAUGAACGAGAAUGCAGUGCGAUAUCUCGUCAAAAAGAAUGUUGUCCUUACACCCAGGGAUUUGCGAAUCUCCAAGGCAAGCCCUCGUGCAGCCAAGAUGUUGGGUGACAUUUAUAGCGACAACGACGACACUCUUGACCAGGCAAUAGAGGUUUACAAUUACGUUAUUCUCAAGUAUCGACGGUGGAAGUCUUGCAGCGUCGAUGACCUUAUGCGAUGGUACUUUACCGAGUAUGCCCUCGGAAGUGCCUAUGUCAGGACCGGGGAGUACGCAGAAGCUGAGAAGCGAUUCAGCUGUGUGUUGCGUGCUUGCGAGCGGAAAAGCAAAUUGAGAGAAGCAAAAAUAGGAGCAAAAGCAGUCGAGGCUGCGUCAACUGAAAACCGCAACGACAGCGCCGUCACGGGCGAGAUGCCACAACCCGGAAUGCUCCAGAGGACUGGGACGUCCAAGAUAAAGAGGACCUUGACUAGGAGCUUGACUGCAAUCGACCCGAAAACGGCCACUACAGCUGACAAGGCCAAAGCUGACAAGGACAAGGCUGAAGAAAACCGACUCAAGAGCGACCAGAGAUGGUACAAGCUCCAGCUGAAUGCUAUAACCGAGUUGACGCUGCUGGACAUUGCACAAUUCAACUUUGACGGUGCCACCGAUACGUACAAGCGAGCCCUCCGGAAAUUUGGCGACGUCCCCAAAGAUAUGGAAAUCGAAGCCUUUGGAGGACUGUGGGGUAGGAGGCGUUUUCAAUCAUUCCAGGAUAAAGAUAAAAGCGAUGAGAAGGCUGCCGGUAUUUAUCAGCGUGCCCUCAGGCGAUUUGACACCAUGUUCAGAAAAGACCACAUGCUUAUUCUGAUCACGGCCCUCCAUCUAGGCAUCAACUACAUGAAUCGAUCCAGAUUCUCCGAUGCCGAGAGUCUUCUUAUGCGCGCGCUGGACGGCUUUGUGGCUCGCCUCUACGGCCCACUCCCCGAUAAGCAAACGGCUUUGGAGCUCGAUGACAAGAACGAGCAUCGCAUCAUUACCUUGACACGAUACUACGUCGGUGUUUUGUUCACCAGCCAGCAGAGGCUCGAUGAGGCCGAUGUCCAACUACGGCGUGUAAUUGAGCUUGCUUCGUCUCAAGGCGAAAGCUUUCAGAGCGAGAUGGUACGACUAUCCGCCAUCUGUGCCCUGGGACAGAAUACCAUCAACCGACAUGGCCGCAAGCUGAAUUCCAGAAAUGCUGACAAGGAGGCCGAUAAGAAGGCCGAAGAGCUUUUCACAGCGGUUUUGGAAGCGUGUAAUAACGGCCUGGAUACCUAUAUCAGCACAUAUGCUGAUGACCUCACAAAGACCCUCCUGGACAAUCUAUUAGAAAAGUUUUUAGAAAAAUGCCUGGAUGAGCACUUUGAUAGCCUUCUUCGUCAAAAUGAUGCAGAUGAUGAAGUCGAAAAGCGCAGCUUGUGGGAGAAAGAGACCUAUUUGCAGGAAGAAGGACUCUUCUCAAAGGGCACCUUCAAUGGCGGCUCCGAUGGCGGCCUCGUCAACCUGAGCAUACAGGAAAAGGAAAGCUACUUGCAACGAGUUCCCGAUGGGCCUCUGCCGGAGGGCGGUGUCUGCAAUCUUUCCCUCCAGGACAAGAAGGCAUUUUUGCGAGCUUCUGGGUAUCUCCCGCAAGGGGAAGACGACAGCUUGAGCAGCCUCGAGGCGGCGAAAAGAAUUGAGCUACAAAUAGAAUUUUCUGGGGCACACAUCCUCAAUAUCGCACAUCAGGCAAAGCUAGGGCUUAUCGGCGUCUUUUUCAAACGAGGGGAAGAAAGGUACGACGAGGAAAACUUGAGUUAUAUAAUAACACAGGUCUCAGACGAAUCGGAGAUGGAGAGUAAGAAUCCAUUCCUGUGCGAUGCCAGAAUACUCGUGAGUACAAUAUACGAAGAUGAUGAUGAGAAAAUUGCCGAGGCAGAGGUGCAGGUAAAGGCGACACUUCGAGCCUUGGAAUAUCUGGAGGGGAAACAAAGUCUGACCUAUUUGCAAAUGGAGAGAAGGCUUGGUGUUAUUUGCUUGAAACUCGGUAAAACGAAGGAGGCUCAAGAAAGCUUUGAGGAGGCACUCGAUAAUCUGGAGCAAAGCAUGGGUGCUUACCACUCCCAGACACUGAAAGUGAGUUGGCGACUUGGACGCAUUUAUCUCGAUCAAGGCCAUCUCGACGAUGCUGAACUGGCAUGCGAUCGAGCAUAUCAGGGAUUCAACAAGACAUCUGGGUCAGAAUCCAAGUGGACGGCGGAAGCUGCUCAGACCCUUGGCGAGGUCUACUUCAGGAAGGGAUCAAUCAGCAAGGCCAAAGACAUGUAUCGAAAGGCCUUUGAUGCAUUCAAGGCCUUGGUCAAGAAGCCGACGGCCACGCACAAGACUGAUGCACCAGAAGAAAAGAAGCAGCAGAAAGUCCCACCGUGGAGCCAGGAUCGGCCAACAUUACUAGCCGCAAUGGAUCUCGCCAAAGUCUGUGCCAUGAUCCCAGAGCCAUCCAGUAGGUCUGAGGCACUGAAUCUGUACAAGCACGUGGUGAAUGGGCUCAGCUCGGCUACCAAGAGAGAGUUGCGCCUGAAUCUGAUUGAGGCCCGAUUGAAGCUCGCGGGUGUCUAUCGGGAGCUUCGCAAGUUGGAGGAUGCUGCUCAACUGAUUCGCCACGCCUUUAGUAGCUCCAAAGCGUUGCGUGAAUUGAAAACCUCCAAGCCUUUGGAAUCGAAAGAAGCCGAAGUGAGUUAUGCCGAGUGUCAGUUCCGCCUCGGUCAACUAAAGCUAGAGGGGUACGAGAGCGAUAUACUAGAAGAGGGCCUGCAAGAGGAAGACUUUGAUAACCAUGGCGGUCGGACUGGUAGAAGUCUGAUAGAGGACUCCCGGCACCGUCUCGAAGAGCUACUUGGCGAAACUCAUCCUCUAGUGCUGGAAGCAUCUACCAUCCUUGGUCAGCUGCGCUUAGGGGGGGAAGACGAAAGCGACGUCGAGGAAGGUAUUGAGAUUCUCGAGAAUGUGCUUAAGCACUAUACAUCUACAAACGACACCACUCCCGGCAUCCCGAAACUGGCACCAGGAGACCCAAGGAUCAUACGUGUCAUAAACUCUCUCAUAAAUUGCUUCGAUCGUCGCGAAGACGCAGAAAGAGUGAAGGACAUGGAAUCUCGCAAGUGGGAACAGCUGAAGAGUGCUUACGGAAUCGAUCACGCAGCCAUGAUUAUGGACAUUACGCAAAGUAAACACUUGGACCACGAGCAGUAUUAUGAAGAUAUCGGGGCGCAUGAUGACAUUCCGGAUUUUGAGGAUUCGAGCGAGGAGUCGGAUGAGGAAGAUUCCGAAGAAGAGUAUGAGGGUGCCUGGAACGAUGAUGAUUUAAGCUCGUUUAACUCGGAUUUGGAUUCCGACUCGGAUGAAGAGUCUGGCUCGGAUGAAGAUGGGGAGCACAGUGACGGAUCGGAUAAUGAAGAUGAGAGACAGGCGCAAGUUGAGCAUGCACAAGUCGAUCAUAGUAUGAAUGAUACGGGUACUGAUGUUGAAUCUGGCACUGGCCCUGAUUCGGAUGAAGAUGGGGAAGACGAUGGCGCCCAAGAACAAGUCAAACAUGCGCCAGUCGAUGAUGAUGAGAUGGAUGAGGUUGGCAAAUCUGAACUUGGCCUUCAUCUGGACGAAGACGAGGAGCAAAAUGAAAGAUCCGAUGACGAUCAUGAUGACCAAAAACAAGUCGAACACGAAUCCACUGAACGCCAUGUGGAAGCUCCGUGGAGAAAACAUCGAGGGUUGA